GAUGACGCUCUGCGUGUCGCUAGUCGCGCGACCCACGCAGAGUCCGUCGGGCUUGUGCCUCCUCCUUGGCCAGUGCGCUCGGGGCUGUUCCGAGUGGGGGCGGGCGGGGCGAAGGCUUCCUCCUCCUCCUCCUCCCUCUCCUUCUUCUCUCCCUCCUCCUCCUCCCUCUCCUCCUCCUCCUCUCCUUCUGCCUCCUCCUCCCCCUCCUCCCCCGGUUCCCUCUCCGAGGGCCCGGCCCCUUCCCCCCGGCGGAGCGGGGCCGUGCGGCGGCGCCUCCUUCUCCUCCCGGCCGUGCCGGACAAUAGGGGCGAGCGCGGCGUGUGUCUCACCCAAAGCGGCCCCCCCAGGCCGGCCUCGCCUCCAUGCGCGGCGCCGGGCAGCGGGGCUGACAGCGGCUCCCGCCGGCGGCAGCGAGGCCGAGGGAGCGGCGGCGGCUCCGGGCGGGGACUCGCCGCCUCGGGCGCUGACAGAAGCGUCCCGCUUCGCCGCCUCCCCUUCGCUCCCGGCGGCGGUUCCCGCUAGGCUUUGGCGGCGGCGGACAAAGGCCCGGGGCCCGGCGCGGCCCGGCCCGACCCCCUGGGGGGUGCGGGGGCGGUGAGGAGGCGCCGGGCCCCCGCGGGGUUUUGCCGCGGGCUUCCCCCCGCCGCCCCGCUGCGGCGAGCCCUGCGCGGGCAGGUGCGGCGGCGGGCGAGGCCGCUGCCCUGCGGCGGGUCGGCGCACGGAGGCUUCUUCAAUGGAAGUAUGUUACCAGCUGCCGGUGCUGCCGCUGGACAGGCCGGUGCCGCAGCACGUCCUCAGCCGCAGAGGGGCCAUCAGCUUCAGCUCCAGCUCCGCGCUCUUCGGCUGCCCCAACCCCCGGCAGCUUUCGCAGAGACGUGGAGCAAUUUCCUAUGACAGCUCUGAUCAGACUGCGUUGUACAUUCGUAUGCUAGGCUCUUGUGUAAUAUUCAAACAGCUGAGCACAAGAGAUGUGCGAGUAAGAAGUCGGGCAGGAUUUGAAACAGAGAGAAGAGGUUCUCAUCCAUACAUUGAUUUCCGUAUUUUUCACUCAAAUUCUGAAAUCGAGGUCUCUGUGUCUGCAAGAAAUGUGAGACGGUUGCUUAGUUUCCAGCGAUACCUGAGAUCUUCCCGUUUUUUCCGUGGUAUCACUGUUCCAAAUUCUUCAAACAUUUUAGAUGAUGAUUAUAAUGGACAAGCAAAGUGUAUGCUGGAGAAGGUUGGAAAUUGGAAUUUUGAUAUUUUUCUUUUUGAUAGACUGACAAAUGGAAACAGUCUAGUCAGCUUAACCUUUCAUCUGUUUAAUCUUCAUGGACUAAUUGAACACUUCCAGUUAGAUACGAUGAAACUUCGUAGAUUUUUGGUUAUGGUUCAAGAAGAUUAUCACAGUCAAAACCCUUAUCAUAAUGCAGUUCAUGCUGCUGAUGUGACUCAGGCCAUGCACUGUUACUUAAAAGAGCCCAAGCUUUCCAAAUCUUUAACUCCAUGGGAUGUCCUGCUCAGUUUAAUAGCAGCUGCCACACAUGAUUUAGAUCACCCAGGUGUUAACCAACCUUUCCUAAUUAAAACAAACCAUUACUUAGCAACUUUAUAUAAGAAUACCUCAGUAUUAGAGAACCAUCACUGGAGAUCAGCAGUGGGGUUGCUGAGAGAGUCUGGCUUAUUUGCACACAUGUCAUUAGAAAACAGGCAGCUGAUGGAAAGCCAGAUAGGUGAUCUCAUUCUUGCCACAGACAUCAGUCAGCAAAAUGAGUAUCUGUCCAUGUUUCGAUCUCAUUUGGAUAGAGGAGACCUAUGUUUAGAGAAUGCGAACCAUCGUCACUUCAUUUUACAGAUGGCUUUGAAGUGUGCUGAUAUUUGUAAUCCAUGUCGGACGUGGGAGCUGAGUAAGCAGUGGAGUGAAAAAGUAACAGAGGAGUUCUUCCAUCAAGGAGAUAUUGAAAAAAAGUAUCACUUGGGUGUGAGUCCACUUUGUGACCGACAGACGGAAACUAUUGCCAACAUCCAGAUUGGUUUUAUGACCUACUUAGUGGAGCCACUGUUUGGGGAAUGGGCCCGGUUUUCGAACACCAGGCUGUCGCAGACGAUGCUUGGCCACCUGGGACUGAACAAGGCUAGCUGGAAGGGCGUGCAGAGGGAACAGUCUGGCAGCGGUGAUGAUGUUGACCCUGCUUUUGAGGAAAUGGACUCAGACAUAUUACCUCAGGAACCUCGAUUGUCCUGACCUCAAUCUUCAUGACAAAACUGCCUCUUCUCUUGGUAUCUGCACGGUUGGAUUAAAGGAGAUACUUGCCAGCCCAAGGUUUUGGUAAAAUGGUAAAAUGAUGCCAGCAUUAUUUAUUUCCAAGUUUUCCUUUGACACAGACCAUUUGAACCAGAAUUUUUUUAAACCGCAAGAUCUGAACAUAGAGCAAUAUGCAUACGCCUCAGCUGGUUUUUGUUCGGAACCUUGAAUAUGCAAAGCACAGCAGUGACUGAGCCUUGAAGGAACAGUACGAAAGCUUCAUUGUGCCACACAGUUUUGGGGGUUUUUUUUGGUGAAAUUUGGAAUACGGUCUUCAAAUCUUAAGACUCGAGAUGGAUCGUUCCACUUUCUUGGAAUUUAGCAAGACUUGCGUAAACGUGUUCAAAGCAUACCUUCCACUCAGUCCCUGUUUUAAUACGGAAAUGUGAAGUGCCCAUCCUCUGCUGCCUCUGGCAAGACUUGAUGUUUACAAAUGUACUCUGAAACUAUUGGUUCUAGACUUAACCUUUGCGCAUGGCUGUGAAGGAACCACUAACUUGGGUUUGGGGUUUUUUUGCCUUUUUUUUUUUUUUUUUAAAGAAAAAGAUCAAAUCUUAGACUGCAUCUCUUGUUUCUUUGGAUGCCAGAAAAGCCUCCCGUUUGCCAUAAUUUUGUUUGUGCACUGGGAACUGAGCAUUCAUCAUAGAGCACAGCCAAGCUUUACUCCAGUGCUGUAUGGGAAUGCAAAAUUUUUAAUGGUGGAAAACACUUCUGAAUUUGGGAAGGGAAGGGGAUGGGGGGGGGGGAUGGGGGAGGGAGGGAAGCGUCCAAACUGCAUUGCGAUUCUGCAGUGGGAACAUUGCAUGUUGUUCUCACUAUUGUACACUUGAACUGCACAUGCAAGAAAAAGGUGGAAUGUCUAAACACCAUAAUCAGCUCAGGGUAUUUGCCAAUCUGAAAUAAAGUGGGAUGGGAAGCGUGUCCUUCAGAACAAGGGUACAAAUGCCCCUUUCGCUGCAGCGUGCGUGUAUGUGUGGGUGUGUGAGGAUGUUU
Molecule: messenger RNA, 3274 nt
Organism: Grus americana (Whooping crane)
Lineage: Eukaryota; Metazoa; Chordata; Aves; Gruiformes; Gruidae
Gene: PDE7A
Product: phosphodiesterase 7A
Exons: 14
Coding region: 734-2221 (495 amino acids)
Molecular function (GO): 3',5'-cyclic-AMP phosphodiesterase activity
Source: RefSeq, a predicted model, not a curated record